Messenger RNA from Spirodela intermedia, 2726 nucleotides. Lineage: Eukaryota; Viridiplantae; Streptophyta; Magnoliopsida; Alismatales; Araceae. The record is from the annotation of a GenBank genome assembly.
AUGAAUAUUGAUUUUCCCACAGGUAUUGCGAAAAUUUCAUGUGGAGAUCAAUCAGUAGAAAUUAAAAUUUUUGAGGUACCAAAUGAUCUUAAGAAAUCACAAGUAUAUGAUUGUCAUACCAUAGAUCUUCUAGAUGAUUUUGAUGAUCCAGAUGUUAUUGAUGACUGUGUGCUGGAAGAAUUAGAGGAAAUAGAGAAUAUAAAUUUGGGAGAAAAGAAAGAGGAAGAUCAUCUGAAUUUAGAGUUGAAACCUCUUCCCUCUAGUUUAAAAUAUAUGUUUUUGGAGGAAAAUAAUUCAUUUCUUGUUAUUAUUGCAGCUGAUUUGAGUGAUGAACAGGAAGAAGAAUUAUUAGAUGUACUUCGAAAAAAUAAGAAGGCUAUGGGCUGGAAAAUGAACGAUCUAAGGGGCAUUGAUAUGAGUGUAUGCAUGCAUAGUAUAUAUCUAGAGGAGGGGGCCAGAACUAGCAGGGAACCACAACGAAGAUUAAAUCCUAACAUGAUGGAAAUUGUAAAAAAAGAAAUUUUAAAGUGGCUGGCUGCUGAUAUUAUUUAUCCUAUUUUAGAUAGCAAAUGGGUUAGUCCUACACAAGUAGUGCCAAAAAAAUCAGGGAUCAUGGUUAUAAAAAACGAAAAUGGGGAUGAAAUACAAACAAGAUUAACUACCGGUUGGAGGGUUUGCAUUGAUUAUAGAAAAUUAAAUUCAGUUACUAGAAAAGAUCAUUUUCCCCUACCAUUUACUGAUCAAAUUCUAGAAAAAUUAGCUGGAAAAAACUUUUUUUGUUUUCUAGAUGGAUACUCUGGUUAUAAUCAAAUUUAUAUAAACCCUUUAGAUCAAGAAAAAAUAACUUUCACUUGUCCAUUUGGUACUUUUGCUUUUAAACGCAUGCCUUUUGGUCUGUGUAAUGCUCCAGCCACAUUUCAAAGAUGUAUGCUGUCUAUUUUUUCUGAUAUGAUUGGAAAAUGCAUGGAAAUUUUUAUGGACGAUUUUUCUAUUUUUGGUGAAUCAUUUGAUGAAUGCUUAAAUCAUUUACAGCAUGUACUUGAGAAAUGCAUAGAGAAAAAAUUAGUUUUGAGUUGGGAGAAAUCACAUUUUAUGGUUAAAGAAGGAGUUGUGUUGGGUCAUAUUGUGAGUAAAAGGGGUUUAGAGGUGGAUAGAGCAAAAAUUGAUAUUAUAUCUAAAAUGAAACCUCCAAAUUCAGUAAAACAGAUUAGAUCUUUCUUGGGUCAUGCAGGUUAUUACAGAAAAUUUAUUCAAGAUUUUUUGAAGAUUUCUAAACCUCUCACCAUGCUAUUAUCUAAAUAUGUGCCUUUUAAUUUUGAUGAGAAAUGUUUUGAGUCUUUUUCCGAAAUAAAAAGAUUACUUACUGAGGCACCCAUUUUACAAGCUCUUGAUUGGUCCCUUCCCUUUGAAAUAAUGUGUGAUGCAUCGAAUUAUGCAGUGGGGGCCGUUCUAGGACAAACAAAAGAGUCAAAACCCAUAGUAAUUUCAUAUGCUAGUAAAACUAUAUCCGAUGCUCAAUUAAAUUAUACCACGACUGAAAAAGAGUUGUUAGUUGUAGUAUUUUUGUUAGAAAGGUUUAGAUCAUAUAUUUUGGGAGCUAAAAUUAUUAUUUAUACUGAUCAUGCAGCAUUAAAAUAUCUGUUAAAUAAGAAAGAUGCAAAGCCACGUUUAUUAAGAUGGAUUUUAUUGUUGCAGGAAUUUGACUUAGAAAUAAAAGAUAAAAAAGGUUUCGAGAAUGCUGUUGCUGACCAUCUUUCUAGAUUAAGUGACACAGGAAUAAAUGCAGCACCUUUACAAGACGCAUUUCCAGAUGAACAAUUGAUGGCAGCUCAACAUCAACCAUCACCAUGGUAUGCACAUAUUGUUAAUUUUCUGGUUUCUGGAAAAACUCUAGAACAGUGGGAUAAGAAUAGAAAACAUCAUUUCUUUUCUAAGAUUAGAAAUUAUUUUUGGCAUGAUCUUGAUUUAUAUUACUUGGGCAAUGAUCAAAUUUUAAGGAGAUGUGUUCCUGAAGAAGAAUACCAUAGCAUUAUUAACAUGUGCCAUUCAUCUAACUGUGGAGGACACUUCUUUGGACGAAAAACAGCUGCAAAAAUUUUUCAAUGUGGUUUUUAUUGGCCUACAAUCAUUAGAGAUUCUAUAGAAUUUAGUAGAACAGAUAUUUCAUGCCAAUCUAUAGGUAACAUGAGUAAAAAAGAUGAAAUGCCCAUGAGUAACAUGUUAGUAGUCGAAAUUUUUGAUGUAUGGAGAAUAGAUUUCAUGGGUCCCUUCCCAUCAGCUGAAAAAUAUGAAUAUAUUUUGCUUGCUGUUGAUUAUGUGUCGAAGUGGGUGGAAGCUAUUCCUACUAGAACUAAUGAUCAUAAAAUCGUGAUGAAAUUUGUGCAGGAAAAUAUUUUUUCGAGAUUUGGAUGUCCUAGAGUGAUUAUUAGUGAUGGAGGAACACAUUUUACAAAUAAAAAUUUCAGAGAACUGUUGAAAAAGAAUGGAGUACACCAUAGAGUAGCCACUCCAUAUCAUCCCCAAACAAAUGGGCAAGCUGAAGUAGCAAAUAGGGAAAUUCAGAGAAUUUUGAGAAAAAUAGUUAGACCAGAUAGGAAAGAUUGGCCCACGAAAUUACAAGAUGCAUUAUGGGCUUAUAGAACAGCUUAUAAAAAUCCCAUAGGUAUGUCUCCAUUUCGUCUCAUUUUUGGAAAGCCAUGUCAUCUUCCUAUGGAAAUAGAGCAUAA